Molecule: messenger RNA, 744 nt
Organism: Motacilla alba alba
Lineage: Eukaryota; Metazoa; Chordata; Aves; Passeriformes; Motacillidae
Product: MAPK-interacting and spindle-stabilizing protein-like
Exons: 2
Coding region: 1-744 (247 amino acids)
Source: RefSeq, a predicted model, not a curated record
AUGAACUUUUUUAAUGUAGUAUUAAUCAUUUGGACUGCCAAUGGUUCUCUGAAGGCUAGAUUGGCUGCCAAACGAUGCACUGCUUCACGCAGGUUUACUGCGGCCUCCAGCAGGCCCCGGCCUCGGGAGCGGCCCUUCCCGGAGCGCCGGGUGCUUCUCGCGCUUUGGCAGCGGCCGCGGGAUGUCCGGCUCUCCCGGCCCCAAGCCCGGCCGGCCGCCCUGUCCGCGCUGCCGCCAAGCACGAUCCCUCCCUCUGGCAGCCGAACCGGCUCCGGCCAGCAACCCCGGCUCACCCCCGGCCCCGCGCCCGGGCUGCCCGUGCUGGCCCGUCCGCAGGGGAGGGAGCGCGGGCAGGCACCGCCCCACGCCCCGCUCCGCCCCGCCGCCUAUUCCCCGGAGAGGCGCCCCGGGACGGGCAGAAGGCGCAGGCCGCAGGCGGGAGUGGAGGCGCGGAGGCAGCCCUGGCGAGUGAGUGUCCCGAAGAGCGCCGGGCAGAGCGGGGCGGGGCGGGGCGGCUGGGCCGGAGCCGGUCCGCCCUCGCCACACGUGAUGCCGCGGGGAAGCGCUGAGGGGAAGCGGCGGUGGCGGCGCGGGCUGCGGGAGGGCCGGCGGUGGCCGGGGGCUCUGCCGGCGGUGCGGGGAGCGCCCUGCGGCCCGGGCCGCGCUCCGAAAGCCACGUGGGAGCCGGCCCGGCCCUGCCGGUGGCGGGGGGCCCGGCGGGCGGCUCAGGGCUCCUGUUCAUGA